Messenger RNA from Suncus etruscus (white-toothed pygmy shrew), 859 nucleotides. It is a transcript of the gene ARHGDIG, whose product is annotated as Rho GDP dissociation inhibitor gamma. Gene Ontology annotation, molecular function: Rho GDP-dissociation inhibitor activity; protein binding. NCBI's taxonomy places the organism in Eukaryota, Metazoa, Chordata, Mammalia, Eulipotyphla, Soricidae. The record is from RefSeq and is a predicted model, not a curated record. Gene Ontology annotation, biological process: Rho protein signal transduction. The coding region runs from base 45 to 722 and encodes 225 amino acids. The transcript has 6 exons. Gene Ontology annotation, cellular component: cytoplasm; membrane; cytosol.
CACCGCAGUCGCGCCGCGCCUCGCCGGGGCUGGGCGCCGCCACCAUGCUGGGCCUGGACGCGUGCGAACUCGGGGCGCAGCUGCUCGAGCUGCUCCGGCUGGCGCUGUGCGCCCGAGUCCUCCUAAGCAGCAAGGAGGGGGUGCACCUACCUGCUGAUGAGGCGCUGGACGAGGCACUGCCCGAGUACCGGGCCCCCGGCAGGAAGAGCCUUCAGGAGAUUCAACAGCUGGACAAGGCGGACCAGAGCCUGACGGCCUAUAAAAGGGCACUGCUGGGACCCCUGCCAGCAGGCGAAGAUGCGAGCCAACCACACGUGCAGGUGACCAGGCUGACACUGGUGUCUGAGCAGGCCCCGGGGCCCAUCACCAUGGACCUCACAGCAGGACCGGCCGCGUUGAAAGCCCAGGUGUUUGUGCUCAAGGAGGGCGUGGACUACAGAGUGACCAUCACCUUUAAGGUCAACAGGGAGAUCGUUAGUGGCCUCAAGUGCCUGCACCACAUCUACCGCCAGGGCCUGCGUGUGGACAAGGCAGUGCACAUGGUGGGCAGCUACGGCCCACGUGCCCGUGAGUACGAGUUCACCACGGCAGUGGAGGCAGCACCCCGGGGUGCACUGGUGCGAGGUGCCUACGUGGUCAGGUCCUUCUUCACGGACGAUGACAGGAAUGAGCACGUGUCCUGGGAGUGGGGGCUCCGCCUCAGCCCGGACUGGAGAUGCUGAGCCCGCGGCUGUCACCCCCAAGUCUCGAGCCUUCCCCAGGCCCCAUAGUCAGAUCUCACCCAGCUGUCUGGCCUGGGACAACACUCCCUGAGCCUGGCGAUACCCCAGUCUUCAUUAAAUAUCACCUGCGUCCCUGC